AAGUCCACGCGCCAUCUUAAUUCUGUUCAUAUCUCCAUCACUUUACUUCAACGAAGAUUCCUCAACACACAAUAUAUAUACAUCCAUUUAUUUUGAUUUCAAGUGUAUCUAUACAUAAUCUAGCUAGCUAAAGAUUUAGUUAAUCUUUUCAAGAAACAUCGGCUUCAUAUAUAUAUACAUACAUAUAUUCAAGUGUGUGUGGUAUAUAUAAAGAACAACAAAAUUAAGGGAAUAAUUAUUUCCUGAAGAAGAUCGAUCGAUGAAAUCGAAAGCAAGCCAACGUAAAUUGUUCAUGCGAAUAAUCACUACUCCGAUCCGGGCCCUAUCCAAGGCCCGUGAUCUUUACGUGAAAAGCUUGUCGGACUAUGGAGACAGAAUGAACCUCGGCAAUGUAAUGGCGGCGGCUCAAGGAACCUCGCAUGUUUCGGGCCUGCCCAAGAGUUUCAGUGUCAACUCGGCCCGGUCCACCAAAAACGAGGAUUUACCGCAGCUUUCUCGGGCUGCAUUAUCAGCUCGGAGCACCGCGGAUAUAGUGGGCUCUGGGGCCGGGCCACGGGCAAUGCCGCCGAGAAGCAGCAGUGUGGCCAUGGGGAGGAUUGAUGAAGACAGGCCCUAUAUUAAUUUUGGCGAUCAAGAUAUUUUUAAUAGUGGUAAAAAUGGAAUUAUGUACCCCAGAAGCAGAAGUCAUGCUGUCACUUAUUCAACAAGAUUAUUUUAAGCUUAUUUAUUUAUUUAUUUUUAAAAUUUAAUAUUUGAUUUUAAAGUUUAGAUUAUGUAAUGUGUGUAAGAAAAAAAAACUAUAUAUUUUGGUAAUUAAUAGAGUAGGGCCGGGUGAAAAAACAUUUUGCCCAUUAAUGUAAUAUAUGUCGAUUUGAAUGUGUCCAAUUAAACAUUUUUUUGUUUUUUGUUUUUUUU
Erythranthe guttata (spotted monkey flower) is the source of this 915-nucleotide messenger RNA. RefSeq lists its product as hypothetical. Lineage: Eukaryota; Viridiplantae; Streptophyta; Magnoliopsida; Lamiales; Phrymaceae. The record is from RefSeq and is a predicted model, not a curated record.